UAAUGAAUAGACUGUUCGGGGAAUGCACGUGGGGCUUACCUGGGCAAUAGCUCCGUUUUAUAGAGCCUUGGGAUCUAUUGGAAACACCCGUAUUUUUGUGCUGUGUAUAAACACACGCAUUUCUCAUGUUCCAACUUAGCACCAGAAACAACCCUCAACUUUGUUGAGUUUUAGAGUUCAACGUAUUUCAUCAUGGUUUCCUUCACGCUUGUUGCAACAUACUUGUUGCCCUUUGCUGCUGUCUUAAGCUCAGUUAAUGCUGGGGACAGCUCCCCAGUGGACUGGGAUAACUGUGAUGAGAUUCGAACCAUCAGCACGACUGCCAGCACGACUGCCAGCACAACUGCAGACCCAACUACUACUACUAGUGCUUCACCUACAUCUACCGCCGCCACAUUUUCUGGCCCGGGUUACCUCGAGGGAUACUACGACGGAAUCCAUAAGGGUUGUCUCAUCACAGCUGGCACCUGGUAUGCUGGAGUAUGCGCCAAAAUCACAGCUAUCCCACUCGAUAAUGGCUUCACUAUCUCGACUAGCAAAGGUCCAUGUGCCGUGACCGACUCAGUAAUCAACUGCGCAGCGGGUACAACACCUAGUGUAUUCAACCAAAUCGAUGGCCUUCUUGCAUAUGGCGGCAGCUCGGCGUGGUACGUCCCAGCCGUGCCAAACCCAGCACAGAUUGUGUCCCAGAUUCCCGGCCCUGUUGCUGUUACCUUCCAGUGGUUGGGACACUAGGUGAUAAGGGAGGUUGUAGAGUAGUCACUGUAUGAAUUGUCAAUCCAAGGAUAUCGGACGGAUAUAACGGG
Messenger RNA from Pseudogymnoascus destructans, 806 nucleotides. RefSeq names its product ribonuclease T2-like (gene RNY1). Lineage: Eukaryota; Fungi; Ascomycota; Leotiomycetes; Thelebolales; Thelebolaceae. The coding region runs from base 193 to 735 and encodes 180 amino acids. The transcript has 3 exons. The record is from RefSeq and is a predicted model, not a curated record.